Messenger RNA from Hypanus sabinus (Atlantic stingray), 1896 nucleotides. RefSeq lists its product as uncharacterized. Bases 1 to 810 code for a protein of 269 amino acids. NCBI's taxonomy places the organism in Eukaryota, Metazoa, Chordata, Chondrichthyes, Myliobatiformes, Dasyatidae. The record is from RefSeq and is a predicted model, not a curated record. The transcript has 6 exons.
AUGUCCCCACCUAAGAACUACCAAGACUUUGCCCAUAUCCUCUGUUAUUCUCAGCAGGAUUUUGCUAUCCAGGAGUUCUAUAAAGAACGAAUCAUUUCCAUCUUCAUCACCGGCGCCGUAUUUCUUCAGCAACUCCUCCCUUUUCCUGCCUUUGUCAUUGCUCCCAAUAUGUACCAAGAUCUGUGGCUCUUCUCCUUCCCACUACAAGAUAUCGUGGACGCGAUCAGAAACAUCCCGGACACUGCUGCGCAAGAACGGAAAUCGAAAGUGAAGAUCGGAAAUAGGCCGUACCGUCUUGUUUGCCUACUCUGCCUAGUUACGUCCGCCCUCAUCGUGACAGUAGCCGGUUUCUCGAUUUAUGUAUCACAGAUUCGUCAGUCUCAGAUCACAUGCGACCAAAACCACCGGCUCCAUCGGGAAGAGGUCAACAGGACCCUGCGCCAAUGUCGACUACAAGUCCAUGAGUUAAACACAACCCUGCUAUCCACAAUAUCCGAGAAUUCCCACAUGCAUCUGACCCAGAGAACCUCUCUUGAGCAUCUCUCUGAGCUAAUCUCUAAUCUGUCAGAUCUUAAACGAAGGCACAGCGAUCUCCGUCACCAGUUCACUGAGAUGGAAACGAAGUACAGAUCUGUCAACGAAACCAAGGCUCAAAUCUGUGAAUUGUUGACCAGCAGAAGAGAAGUUUGUUACGAAAGCUGUACAAGACCAAAGCAGUUCAUACUGGAUUGGAAAAUGCCAAGACGGGAAAGUGGCCACGAAAGUGGUGUACCAUAUGAACGCUGGAAAGUUCAAAUGCAGCGAAUGUAAAUGGUACAGUCCGCUUUACCAUUGCAAUCGUGAUAAUCACCGCUUCAUCUGCGAGUCGUCUGCACCUUUGUGCCCAGACAAUUCUGAAAUGAUCCAGGAUGUCUGUCAACAGCCAGUGGGUUAGACUUGAAUCAAAUGCAACAACCUCUUACCGGCCAAACUACCCCAUUCGCGCUGCCACUCACCCUAACCCUAUUCUCCUCUUUCCUUCUAUCGCACUCUUACUCGCCAUUUCUCCCGCUCUUAACCCUCGUCCCUCUGAACUCUCUCUCUCUCAUGCCUCUUCACUGCCGCCUCCUCUAUUUCAUCCGCAGUUUCCUCUCCAUCCCUGUCCUCGCUUUCUUGUCUCCGUUUUCUAAAACCGUCUAUCCCGGUUUCUACUUCGAUUCGGUACUCCUUCUCUAUCUGCUCUCCCCAUCCCACUGUGUCCCUUUUAUCUAACCCAACUCGCUUCCCUCUUCUGUCUUUAGCUACGCUCACCUCAAUGAUGUGUGUUAAUGUUCUCGAUACUCCAGUCCUAGGGAAAUAGAGUGCACACAUUCGCCUGAUCUCUGUCCCUCGUGGAUUUGUACACCUCUGUAAGGUCACCGAAAAAAGUCUCAGAUUUCCCAACCUCUCUCCAUAACUCAGUACCUCCUGUACGGGCAGCAUCCUCGGAAAUCUCCCUCUGCAAUCUUUCCAGUUUGUUGAGAUUUCUCUUAGAGCAAGGCAAGCAGAACUGAACUCCAUACUCCAAGUGCGGCCUGACCGACGUCAUCUGCAACUGCAACGUGCCCUCCGACUCCCUGACCCAGUGUCCUGACUGAUGAAGGCCAGCGUGUCAAAUAUCCUGUCCACCUGUAUCGCAACUUUUCUACCGGAUUCAGGGUCUGCUUUAUUAUCUGUGACUUAGACCACCUGAGAUUUGUAGUUUUGAAGAAUCAGCAGGGACCAAAUGUGUAAAAUUAAUGUCAAAUGCAAAAAGCUAAUAAAUGCCGCAAAAUGUGAAGGUAGUGCUGGUGUGUUCAAGAUUAUGCUGGCGGAGGGGAAGAAGUUCUUCCUGGUUCAUUGAGUUUUCAAUCUCCAGUUCGUCGUCAGCCCUCCUUC